Messenger RNA from Medicago truncatula (barrel medic), 2068 nucleotides. RefSeq lists its product as uncharacterized. The coding region runs from base 153 to 1466 and encodes 437 amino acids. The transcript has 4 exons. Lineage: Eukaryota; Viridiplantae; Streptophyta; Magnoliopsida; Fabales; Fabaceae. The record is from RefSeq and is a predicted model, not a curated record.
CCCUUUUGUUUACAUAAUAAUAAAGAAAAAUGAAAGGAUGUGAAAAACGUUCUCAUGUGAGGACGGUGGCUGCCUCUCUACACAUUCCAUACAUAUCAUAACGAUACUCUCUAAAUUUCUCGUCAUUCCAGCCUCUCUCUUUUCAGAUCAACAUGUGGUUUGUAUGUGGACAUUUUGUAUUUUCACUAGCAAUACUUGUGCUGUUCUUUAGCACACCAUCAUUCUCAACUUCUUUUUUGAAGACUGAAAAUAAGAUCAAAUCAGCUGUAUUUUUGUCCCCGAAAUUCGAGCUAGGACCUGGAUCAGUUAUCAAUAGAUAUUAUUAUGAUAUUGAUUUUCCAAGAGGUCAUGUAGCACUCAAGAGUUUCAAUGCUGAAGUUGUUGAUGAAGAUGGUAAUCCUAUACCCCUCCAUGAAACUUAUCUUCAUCAUUGGGCUGUUGGAAGAUAUCAUCAAAGAAAACAUGUUACACACACAGAAAAUGAUAGCCACAGGAUGCUUCAAAACUCUGCUGAUCAUGUUCUUGUGAGAAACAGUGGCAUAUGUCAAGAAAAUGUCAUUCCACAGUACUUUGGCCUUGGAUCCGAAACACGAGGAACAGCAACAGAUAUUCCGGAUCCUUUUGGUAUAGAGAUAGGUAAUCCUGAAGAGAUUCCAGAAGGGUUUGAGGAGAAAUGGUUGGUUAAUGUUCAUGCCAUCGAUACGCGCGGCGCAGAGGAUAAGUUAGGGUGCACCGAGUGUAAGUGUGAGCUUUAUAAUGUUACAGUGGAUGAAUAUGGAAGGUCUAUUAGGUCAGAUUAUGAAGGAGGUUUGUUAUGUUGUUAUGAUUAUACACAGUGUAAAUUGAAGGAAGGUUUUGAGGGGCCAAAGAGAAGUCUCUAUCUAAGAUACACUGUAAAAUGGGUCGAUUGGGAUGAUUUUAUUGUGCCUGUGAAGAUAUAUAUAAUUGAUGUUACUGAUAGUUUGAAACCAUCAGAUGAUUCAAAAGGAUUGAACUCGGAUCAUGAUUGCAAGGUUGAGUAUCAAGUUGAAUCUUGUACCACAGAUCAUAAUUUGAGAAAUGGUUGUGUUCAUGUGAUGAGGACAAGUCUCCCACUACAAACUGGUGGCUAUGUUGUCUAUGCUGUUGCUCAUCAGCAUUCAGGCGGAAUUGGAUCAACUCUAUAUGGACAGGAUGGAAGGGUUAUAUGUUCUUCUAUACCAAGUUAUGGAACUGGAAAUGAAGCAGGAAAUGAGGCAAACUAUAUUGUAGGAAUGUCCACAUGUUAUCCUAAACCAGGUUCUGUCAAGAUUAUUGAUGGUGAAACUUUGACUCUAGUGUCUAACUACAGCAACAGCAAGGAGCACACUGGAGUAAUGGGACUUUUCUACUUAUUGGUGGCAGAACAACUCCCAUACCAACACUUCAGACAUUCUACUCGUUCUUCAUUUUUUAUGGAUAUAAAUAAUAUGCUUUUAGAUAAUUAGGGACAUAUAAAGGGUAAUAUAAGUGGAGUUUCAUGGAUGGUGUCAAAGUAAUAUAUGAUUGAUCAAAGAGGAAUAAAUACAAGAUUGGCAAGUGUAACUGAGAAAUUACACUUCUCUUUGUAUUCAGCUAGCUAUAGGAGAAAAACAAGUAUGACACGGAUGUGGGUAUAUUCUCAAGUUUCCAUCAGUUUUUUGAUGCUGUGUUUUAGUGAUAUACCUAUAUAGUUUGUAUUUUUUUUUGCCUUAAUUCACUCUUUCUUGUAUCAUAUGGCUAUGUGAUAAGUUUUGACCUUUUGAAAGAAAAAGAUGGGAAAACUAGCUUCCACAGGUGGCGCCACUGAUAUACUCUAAUCAUGUUGACGGCGUUUGACAAAAAGCAAACGUCGUGAUGUUUGUUGGGAAGGGUGUAUACCAACACUUUGAGGCUUAAGUCACUAAAGAGAGUAAUGAAUGAGAGGUUAAAAGAUGUAUGUACCUUGAGUUAUGUCCAAGAACCUUUUUAUACAGUUGAUGAUGUGGUUGUCGAAGUAGGCGUUAGCGAGCACAGAUGGUUGUAACUAUUGAUCUUUGUACUUUGUUUAUGGCCGAGGACAUUACAAACA